Messenger RNA from Pelobates cultripes (western spadefoot toad), 486 nucleotides. Lineage: Eukaryota; Metazoa; Chordata; Amphibia; Anura; Pelobatidae. The record is from the annotation of a GenBank genome assembly.
AUGAGCACGCACACACAGGAAGGGAACUUUAAAUGGCUAUCCAGGUGGCACCUCACCCCGUCAAAAAUAAACACAAUCUUCCCAAACGCCUCUGCGCAGUGUUGGAGAUGUCCCCACCCUCGGGGAACCCCAAGCCACAUAUGGUGGUCUUGUCCAGUCAUGUGUACCUACUGGUCCAAAAUCAUUAAGAUGAUUCAUACCAUCACCAACAUUCAACUGCCUCAAUCUCCAGAAACUGCACUCUUCCUCCACCUCCCACCAUCGGUCCCCAAGAAUAUGAGAUCCUUAACCACACACCUACUCACAGCUGCAAACGCUCUCAUCCCUAGCCACUGGAAAAAACCAGAGGCACCUACUAUCCGAGCAUGGAUCAAUAAAGUUGACACCAUACGCCUCUUAGAGGAAAUACACUACUCCAGGUCACACUCCUAUAGUACAUAUGAACGUACCUGGGGCCCCCGGCUACACUUCUUAAAAGCUGACUAG